Molecule: messenger RNA, 5068 nt
Organism: Malurus melanocephalus (red-backed fairy wren)
Lineage: Eukaryota; Metazoa; Chordata; Aves; Passeriformes; Maluridae
Gene: ASTN1
Product: astrotactin 1
Exons: 23
Coding region: 25-3783 (1252 amino acids)
Biological process (GO): neuron cell-cell adhesion; neuron migration
Molecular function (GO): protein binding
Source: RefSeq, a predicted model, not a curated record
AGGAGCGCGGCGCGGGGCUCCAAGAUGGCUUUGGCCGGGCUGUGCUCGCUGCUGGCCGGCUGCUGCCUGGCCGCGGGCAGCGGCCCCGCCGAGGCGGCGGCGGAGGCGGCGGCCAAGGAGCUGGAGUGCAAACUGAAGAGCAUCACGGUGUCGGCGCUGCCCUUCCUGCGGGAGAACGACCUCAGCAUCAUGCACGGCCCCUCGGCCGCCGAGCCCAAGCUGCUCUUCUCGGUCCGCAACGAUUUCCCCGGCGAGAUGGUGGUGGUGGAUGACCUGGAGAACACGGAGCUGCCCUACUUCGUGCUGGAGAUCUCAGGCAACACGGAUGACAUCCCCCUGGUGCGCUGGCGGCAGCAGUGGCUGGAGAAUGGCACGUUGCUCUUCCACAUCCACCAUCAAGAUGGGGCCCCCAACCUGCCUGGCUUCGACCCCACAGAAGAACCCCAGACUGAGUCAGCAGAGGAGGAGCUGCGGAUCCUCCACAUCUCUGUCAUGGGAGGGAUGAUCGCCCUGCUGCUGUCCAUCCUCUGCCUGGUGAUGAUCCUCUACACCCGCCGGCGCUGGUGCAAGCGGCGCCGGGUACCRCAGCCGCAGAAGAGCGCCAGCGCCGAGGCUGCCAACGAGAUCCACUACAUCCCAUCGGUGCUGAUCGGGGGCCACGGGCGGGAGAGCCUGCGCAACGCCCGCGUGCAGGGCCACAACUCCAGCGGGACGCUCAGCAUCCGAGAGACCCCCAUCCUGGACGGCUACGAGUACGACAUCACCGACCUGCGGCACCACCUCCAGCGCGAGUGCAUGAACGGCGGAGAGGACUUUGCCAGCCAGGUCACCCGCACUCUGGACUCGCUGCAGGGCUGCAAUGAGAAAGCCAGCAUGGACCUCACACCAGGGAGCGAUAAYGCCAAGCUGUCCCUGAUGAACAAGUACAAGGACAACAUCAUUGCCACCAGCCCCGUGGACUCAAACCACCAGCAGGCCACGCUGCUGUCCCACACCUCCAGCAGCCAGCGCAAGCGCAUCAACAACAAAGCGCGAGUGUCCCCUGCAGCUGGCUCAGCAUUUCUCAACCCCGAGGGGGACUCAGGGACAGAGGCAGACACCGAUCCCCAGCUGACUUUCUACACGGACCCCUCACGGAGCCGGAGGCGCAGCCGAGUGGGGUCCCCCCGAAGUCCCGUGAACAAGACCACGCUGACCCUCAUCAGUGUGACGAGCUGUGUCAUCAGCCUGGUGUGCUCCUCCCACAUGAACUGCCCCCUUGUUGUCAAGAUCACCCUCCACGUCCCUGAGCAUCUGAUUGCUGAUGGAAGCCGGUUCAUCCUGCUGGAGGGAAGCCAGCUGGAUGCCAGUGACUGGCUGAACCCGGCACAGGUCGUCCUCUUCUCCCAGCAAAACUCCAGCGGGCCCUGGGCCCUGGACCUGUGCGCCCGGCGCCUCCUGGACCCCUGCGAGCACCAGUGUGACCCCGAGACUGGGGAAUGUCUCUGCUAUGAAGGUUACAUGAAGGAUCCUGUGCACAAGCACCUCUGCAUCCGGAACGAGUGGGGAACRAACCAGGGGCCUUGGCCAUACACUAUCUUCCAGCGUGGCUUUGACUUGGUGCUGGGCGAGCAGCCAUCUGACAAGAUUUUUCGGUUCACCUACACCCUGGGGGAGGGCAUGUGGCUGCCCCUGAGUAAAAGCUUCGUCAUCCCACCGGCCGAGCUGGCCAUCAACCCCUCGGCCAAGUGCAAGACUGACAUGACGGUGAUGGAGGACGCAGUGGAGGUCAGGGAAGAGCUGAUGACCUCGUCCUCCUUCGACAGCCUGGAGGUCCUUCUUGACUCCUUYGGCCCCGUUCGUGACUGCUCCCGGGACAACGGGGGCUGCAGCAAGAACUUCCGCUGCAUCUCGGACCGCAAGCUGGACUCCACGGGCUGUGUGUGCCCGACAGGACUGAGCCCCAUGAAGGAYGGCACGGGCUGCUAUGACCGUCACGUCGGCGUGGACUGCUCCGAUGGCUUCAACGGGGGCUGCGAGCAGCUGUGCCUGCAGCAGAUGGUGCCCCUGCCUGAAGACCCCCUGCUCUACAACAUCCUCAUGUUCUGCGGGUGCAUUGAGGACUACAAGCUGGGCACGGACGGGCGAUCGUGCCAGCUGAUCUCAGAGUCGUGCCCCGAGGUGGGCAACUGCGGCGAGCCCCGCGAGCUGCCCAUGAACCAGACRCUCUUCGGGGAGAUCUUCUAUGGCUACAACAACCACUCCAAGGAGGUGGCACCAGGGCAGGUGCUCAAAGGGACGUUCAGGCAGAACAACUUUGCCCGGGGCCUGGAGCAGCAGCUGCCAGAUGGGCUGGUGGUGGCCACAGUGCCCUUGGAGAACCAGUGCCAAGAGGAGCUCUCUGAGCCCACGCCCGACCCUGAGUUCCUCACUGGGAUGGUGAACUUCAGCGAGGUGUCUGGGUACCCCCUCCUGCAGCACUGGAAGGUGCAGUCUGUCAUGUACCAYGUCCGGCUCAACCAGAUGACCAUCUCCCAGUCCUUCAGCAAUGCACUCCACUCUCUGGAUGGAGCCACUUCCCGUGCAGAUUUUGUGGCRCUGCUGGACCAGUUUGGCAACCACUACAUCCAGGAGGCAGUGUAUGGCUUCGAGGAGUCCUGCUCCAUCUGGUAUCCCAACAGGCAGGUCCAGCGGCAGCUCUGGCUGGAGUAUGAGGACAUCAGCAAAGGCAACUCCCCCUCAGACGAGUCGGAGGAGCGGGAGCGGGACCCCAAGGUGCUGACAUUCCCCGAGUACAUCGCCAGCCUGUCCGAGUCGGGCACCAAGCGCGUGGCAGCGGGCGUGCGSAUGGAGUGCCAGAGCCGCGGGCGCUGCCCCUCCUCCUGCCCACUGUGCCACGUUGCCUCCAGCCCCGACGUGCCAGCUGAGCCCAUCCUGCUGGAGGUCACCAAGGCAGCCCCUCUCUACGAGCUGGUCACCAACAACCAGACCCAGCGGCUGCUGCAGGAGGCCACCAUGAGCUUGCUGUGGUGCUCAGGCAGUGGGGAUGUCAUCGAGGACUGGUGCCGCUGCGACUCCAGUGCCUUUGGGGCUGACGGGCUGCCCACCUGUGCACCGCUCCCACACCCCAUCCUGCGUCUCUCCACCGAACACGAGCCCAGCAGCACCCUGGUGGUACUGGAGUGGGGCCAUUCAGAGCCCCCCAUUGGGGUGCAGAUCGUCGACUACCUCCUCCGUCAAGAGAAAGUCACUGACAGAAUGGACCACUCCAAGGUGGAGACAGAGACGGUGCUGAGCUUCGUGGAUGACAUCAUCUCUGGUGCCAAGUCACCCUGUGCCAUGCCAGCCCAAGUGCCUGACAGACUCUCCUCCACCAUCUCCCUCAUCAUCCGCUGCCUGGAGCCUGACACCACCUACAUGUUCACACUCUGGGGAGUUGACAACACAGGAAGACGUUCCAGGUCCAGUGAUGUGACGGUCAAGACGCCCUGCCCUGUGGUAGAUGAUGUGAAAGCUCAAGAAAUAGCAGACAAGAUCUACAACCUCUUCAACGGCUACACAAGUGGCAAGGAGCAGCAGACAGCCUACAACACUCUGCUGGACCUGGGCUCCCCCAGCCUCCACCGRGUCCUUUACCACUACAACCAGCACUACGAGAGCUUUGGGGAGUUCACCUGGCGCUGUGAAGAUGAGCUGGGGCCCAGGUGCAGCAGCAAGGAUGGGAGCAGUGCCAUCUGCCAGACACUGUCUACUGUGACACUGCCAGGAAAACCCUGGACACCCCAUGCAUUCACACCUGCCUAGGUUAGUUUUUCAUCUGGCCCCAAGAUUUAUGCCGAGGCUCUACAGAUAUUUCUGUUCUACUGCUGUGCUGACACUUCAAAGCUGUUGCAUGGGCAGCUAAAGCCCUGCAGCAUCAUCACUUGGCUGGGCUGGACUUUGCUCCCUGGGCUCUGGCUUCCCCAUGGGCUGGGAUUUGGAGGCUGAGGGGAAAGCCACCCCUCCAAAGUCCUUUGGCAGCACCCUUGCACAGCUGGAUGGGGCUUAGCAUCCCCAUCCCAUGACAGACUGUGCAGGCUCUGGCAGGGCUGGGCUCUGCCACUUUGCCUGCCAUGGUGCCCCUGCAGCCACUGUGCCAGCAGCACCUGCCAGUCUGGCACGUCUGUGGGGCCAUUCUCAUGGUGGCUCUAGCUUUGUGAAGACUUCCUUCUUGCUUUCCUCGCUCUGGUUUUGCAAGUCAGAACCUUGYCCAAGGUUGCAUUUUCUUGCCCAAKUCUCUCAGCCACCACAGGAGUCCAUCUUAGACAAAUGCCAGCAUCCACCAUGGGGACCGGACCAGAGCUGGGGCUGCUGUAGACCUGGCCUUGGUGGGAUGUGUUGUGUGGGGCUUGCUCACCUAACACACAUGUGCCCUGGUCUAGUGGAAGGUGUCCCUGCMCAUGGCAGUGGGUUGGAAUGAGAUGAUCUUUAAGGUCCCUUCCAAGUGAAACCAUUCCAUAACCCUGUGGUUCCCUGCAGAGCUGACUCCAUCCGCAUCUGCUGUGCGGUCCUGCUGUUGGGCCUGCACAAUAUUUUCUCUCCUGGACUCCCAAUUAUUCCCAAGCUGCCAGCAACAUGAAACUGGACAAGACUGUUUUCCAUCCAUUUCUGCAACCUUUUUCACCCCCCUACCCUUUCUUUUUGUUUUAUUUCUGAAUUAAUGAGCAAUCACUCACCUGAGAUGAACCUCUGGGUCAUUAACGUUUCUUUGCUGCGUCCGUACCCCUUUAAUAGCAUUACUAUCUUUUACUUGUCGUGGAGUUAUUUAACAUAUAAAGAUGGUUUGAUCCUUUUCUUUACAAAAAUGGCUAUGAUUCAUGUUCCUUGAUGUUCUAUUAAAACUCUAAUGUGACGUUUUACUACUGUAGAUUGAAAGUAGGGUGCUUUAGGGUAAGAUAGCCAUGUGGCAAGAAACACAAAACCCUUCUGGAUUACUUCAAAAAAACAAUUWAAAAAAAAGGUUUUAAACAACAGCAACAAAAAUCAUUGUAACACUAUGUAAAACUCCAGAUCAUAAUUUAACUGACUAUUAAAUUGAGCUGUUAGUAAU